Messenger RNA from Spea bombifrons (plains spadefoot toad), 809 nucleotides. RefSeq names its product peptidoglycan-recognition protein SC2-like. Gene Ontology annotation, molecular function: N-acetylmuramoyl-L-alanine amidase activity; zinc ion binding; peptidoglycan binding. The coding region runs from base 106 to 654 and encodes 182 amino acids. The transcript has 4 exons. The record is from RefSeq and is a predicted model, not a curated record. NCBI's taxonomy places the organism in Eukaryota, Metazoa, Chordata, Amphibia, Anura, Pelobatidae. Gene Ontology annotation, biological process: innate immune response; peptidoglycan catabolic process.
UCUGGUGUUUGACAUGUAGAAUAACUCCCUGCACUUUUCUGGUUAUGGGUCCCUCACAUUCAUCUGUGUCUCUUAUGUCCCCCUUCUAGGUUUAUUGUGCCCACCAUGCUGCGUCUCUCUGUUCUCCUCGCUGCCCUCUGUGCAGUCGCUUAUGGCUGCCCCACAAUCCUCAGUAAAUCCCAGUGGGGCGGACGAUCUCCCACCUGCAGGACCGCAAUGGCCACACCGGUCACAUACGUGGUCGUCCAUCACACAGAGGGAGCAUCCUGUACCACCCAGUCUACCUGCAUCACCCAGGUCAAGAACAUCCAGAGUUACCACAUGAACAGCAACGGCUGGUGUGACAUCGGAUACAACUUCCUGGUCGGAGAGGACGGAUACGCUUAUGAAGGACGUGGCUGGACUUCGGUCGGAGCUCAUGCACCAAAUUACAACUCAAACUCGAUCGGCAUCAGCGUGAUUGGAUCCUUCUCCAGCCGUAACCCCAACACCGCAGCUCAGAACACAGUUAAAAACCUCAUCAGCUGCGGGGUCUCCAGAGGCUACAUUAAAUCUGCCUACAUCCUGAAGGCCCAUCGCAACGUGACAGCCACGGAUUGUCCAGGGAACACCUUCUACAGUACUGUGACAACCUGGCCCCGCUUCCAGGCUUAAACCCCAAGUAACUGCUUGGUAACCGUAACCCAGGUGGCUGAAUCAUGGGACGGAAGUUCAGUGGAGGAAUGAAGAAAUCCAGCCAUCACAUUCCUUUACCUGCCUCAACACUAAACUUUCCUGACCCAGAAGCAAAAUAAAUGCAACUAAACAAA